Messenger RNA from Talpa occidentalis (Iberian mole), 2678 nucleotides. RefSeq names its product two pore segment channel 1 (gene TPCN1). Gene Ontology annotation, molecular function: monoatomic ion channel activity; voltage-gated channel activity. Lineage: Eukaryota; Metazoa; Chordata; Mammalia; Eulipotyphla; Talpidae. Bases 176 to 2629 code for a protein of 817 amino acids. The transcript has 28 exons. Gene Ontology annotation, cellular component: lysosomal membrane; endosome membrane. The record is from RefSeq and is a predicted model, not a curated record. Gene Ontology annotation, biological process: transmembrane transport; monoatomic ion transport.
GCGGGGCGGAGCGGCGCGCGGGCCGGGCUGCUGGGGCGGUGCGUCCCUAGAAGAUGCCUCUAAUGGCGGAGUUCCUGAGAAGCACCCGUGGGUCAGUGGCUUUGAAAGGGAGCCCAAGCCAGAGCUUAUUUAAAGCCCUGGACAUCACAUCCUGAGGGCUGCAGGAGAGGAGAGCAUGGCUGUGAGCUUAGAUGACGACGUUCCCCUCAUCCUGACCUUGGACGAGGGUGGCAUUGCCCCUCUGGCUCCCUCCAACAGCCUGGGCCAAGAGGAGCUGCCGAGCAGAAACGGAGGCAGCUAUGCCAUCCACGAUGCCCAGGCUCCCAGCCCAAGCUCCGGGGACGAGGGCUUCCCCUCGAGCCCCACCGGACACAACUGGGAGAUGAAUUACCAAGAGGCAGCUGUCUACCUCCAGGAAGGCGAGAAUAACGACAAGUUUAUCACCCACCCCAAGAAUGCCAGAGCACUGGCGGCCUACCUCUUCGCACACAACCACCUCUUCUACCUGAUGGAGCUGUCGACGGCCCUGCUCCUGCUGCUGCUCUCCCUGUGCGAGGCCCCCGCCGUGCCUGCGCUGCGGCUUGGCAUUUACGUCCACGCAACCCUGGAGCUGUUUGCCCUCAUGGUGGUCGUGUUUGAACUCUGCAUGAAGUUGCGGUGGCUGGGCCUCCACACCUUCAUCCGGCACAAGCGGACCAUGGUCAAGACCUCCGUGCUGGCGGUGCAGUUCGUUGAGGCCAUCGUGGUGCUGGUACGGCAGACGUCCCAUGUGCGGGUGACCCGGGCGCUGCGCUGCAUCUUCCUGGUGGACUGUCGGUACUGCGGCGGCGUGCGGCGCAACCUGCGGCAGAUCUUCCAGUCCCUGCCGCCCUUCAUGGACAUCCUGCUGCUGCUGCUCUUCUUCAUGAUCAUCUUCGCCAUCCUCGGUUUCUACUUAUUUUCCCCUAAUCCUUCAGACCCCUACUUCAGCACCCUGGAGAACAGCAUCAUCAGUUUGUUUGUCCUCUUGACCACAGCCAAUUUUCCAGAUGUGAUGAUGCCCUCCUAUUCCCGGAACCCCUGGUCCUGUGUCUUCUUCAUCGUGUACCUCUCCAUUGAGCUGUACUUCAUCAUGAACCUGCUUCUGGCCGUGGUGUUCGACACCUUCAACGACGUCGAGAAACGCAAGUUCAAGUCUCUGCUGCUGCACAAGCGAACCGCCAUCCAGCACGCCUACCGGCUGCUCGCCGGCCCCCGGGAGCCCGGCGGCAUCUCCUACAGGCGGUUUGAGGGCCUAAUGCGCUUCUAUAAGCCCCGGAUGAGCGCAGGGGAGCGCUACCUUACCUUCAAGGCCCUGAAUCAGAGCAACUCACCUCUGCUCAGCCUGAAGGACUUUUAUGACAUCUACGAAGUCGCAGCCUUGAAAUGGAAGGCAAAGAAAAACAGAGAGCACUGGUUUGAUGAGCUUCCCAGGACAGCGUUCCUCAUCUUCAAAGGAAUUAAUAUCCUCGUGAAGUCCAAGGCCUUCCAGUAUUUCAUGUACUUGGUGGUGGCCAUCAACGGUGUCUGGGUCCUGGUGGAGACAUUCAUGCUGAAAGGUGGGAACUUCUUCUCCAAGCACGUGCCCUGGAGUAACCUCGUCUUUCUCACGAUCUACGGGGUGGAGCUGUUCCUGAAAGUGGCCGGCCUGGGUCCCGUGGAGUACCUGUCCUCCGGAUGGAACCUGUUCGACUUCUCGGUCACGGCGUUCGCCUUCCUGGGACUGCUCGCUCUGGCCUUCAACAUGGAGCCCUUCUACUUCAUAGUGGUCCUGCGCCCCCUCCAGCUGCUGAGGUUGUUCAAACUGAAAACCCGUUACCGCAACGUGCUGGACACCAUGUUUGAGCUGCUGCCCCGUAUGGCCAGCCUGGGCCUGACCCUGCUCAUCUUUUACUACUCCUUCGCCAUCGUGGGCAUGGAAUGCUUCUGUGGGAUCCUCUACCCCAACUGCUGCAACUCGAGCACAGUAGCAGAUUCCUACCGCUGGCUCAAUCACACCGUGGGCAACAGGACCGUGGUGGAGGAAGGCUACUACUAUCUCAAUAAUUUUGACAACAUCCUGAACAGCUUUGUGACCUUGUUCGAGCUCACAGUUGUCAACAACUGGUACAUCAUCAUGGAAGGCGUCACCUCUCAGACCUCCCACUGGAGUCGCCUCUACUUCAUGACCUUCUACAUCGUGACCAUGGUGGUGAUGACCAUCAUCGUGGCCUUCAUCCUCGAGGCCUUCGUCUUCCGCAUGAACUUCAGCCGCAAGAACCAGGACUCGGAAGUUGACGGAGGCAUCACCCUUGAGAAGGAGAUCUCCAAAGACGAGCUGCUCGCCAUCCUCAAGCCGUACCGGGAGGUGCGGGGAGCCGCCUCCGACGUCUCCCAGCUGCUCAAGAUCCUGUCCCAGAUGGAGAGAUACGAGCAAAACACCGUGGUGUUCCUGGGGCGGAGAUCAAGGACCAAAAGUGACCUGAGCCUGAAGAUGUACCAGGAGGAGAUUCAGGAGUGGUACGAGGAGCACGCCCGGAAGCAGGAGGAACAGCGACAGCUCAGCGGCAGUGGCUUCCCCGCCGCCAGGCAGCCCGCAGGCGGCCGCCAGCGCUCGCAGACCAUCACCUAAGCCCCGCUGGAGAAAGCCAUCUCUUCUAUGCAAUAACACGAUAGUAUUA